CUGAGAUCAGAUGAGUGUGAGGUCCAGUCGGAGCCGCUGCAGUCUGUCAGUCUGUCGGCCAUGGCCUGUCUGAUGGCCGCCUGGUCUGUCCACAACCCCACCGUCACCAACUCCAUCAUCAUGAACACCAACGGUCCCCCAGACCUGAUGUUGGACCCCCGGACGGUGUGCGUUUGUAUGGACGAGGUGGUCAACCGGCGGGCGGCGUGCGGCCAGCAGACGACGCCACUGCUGCAGGGUCAGCACAAGAACCACAAGAACCUGAGGAGGCUGGACAACAGCCUGACGGAGGCCCAGAGGUUCUCCUCGUUACCGCGGAGACCGGCCGUCAACAUUGAGUUCAGAGAUGUGUCGUACUCCGUCAGAGAGGGCCCCUGGUGGAGGAAGAAAGGUUACAAGAUCCUACUCAAAGGGAUCUCUGGGAAGUUCACCAGCGGGGACCUGGUGGCCAUCAUGGGGCCCUCAGGAGCCGGGAAGUCCACCCUCAUGAAUAUCCUGGCCGGGUACAGAGAGACAGGGAUGAAGGGGGAGAUCCUGAUCAACGGUCAGCCCAGAGACCUGAGGUCCUUCAGGAAGGUUUCCUGUUACAUCAUGCAGGACGACAUGCUGCUGCCUCACCUCACUGUGCAGGAAGCCAUGAUGGUCUCUGCAAACCUGAAGCUCCAGGAGAAGGUGGAGGCUCGUAGGGAGAUGGUCCAGGAGAUCCUGAUGGCUCUAGGUUUACUGGAAUGUGCAAAAACCAGGACGUCUCACCUGUCUGGGGGUCAGAGGAAGAGGCUAGCCAUCGCUCUAGAGCUGGUCAACAACCCCCCCGUCAUGUUCUUCGACGAACCCACCAGCGGGUUGGACAGCUCGUCCUGUUUUCAGGUGGUGUCUCUGCUGAAGGCUUUGGCUCGGGGGGGUCGAACCGUCAUCUGCACCAUCCAUCAGCCCAGCGCCAAACUGUUCGAGCUCUUUGACAAGCUGUACGUUCUGAGUCAGGGUCAGUGUAUCUACAGGGGGAAGGUCUCCAGUCUGGUCCCAUACCUCAGAGACUUGGGCCUCAAGUGCCCCACCUACCACAACCCAGCAGACUUCGUGAUGGAGGUGGCGUCCGGUGAGUACGGUGACCAGAUGGUCCGCUUGGUGAAGGCCGUUCAGAACAGGAAGUGUGAAGUGGACGAUCAGACAGAGCUGAACGGAGACUCCAGUCUCCACCCACUCCUGUGGCAGCGAACGGAGGAGGAGUCAUCGUCGGAGGGCUGCCACAGUUUCUCGGCCAGUUGCAUGACUCAGUUCUCCAUCUUAUUCAAGAGGACGUUCCUCAGCAUCCUGCGGGACUCUGUGCUGACUCAUCUGAGGAUCUCGUCCCACAUCGGGAUCGGUGUCCUGAUCGGUCUGCUCUACCUGGGUAUCGGCAACGAGGCCAAGAAGGUGCUCAGCAACUCAGGCUUCCUGUUCUUCUCCAUGUUGUUCCUGAUGUUCGCGGCGUUGAUGCCCACGGUGCUCACAUUUCCUCUGGAGAUGGGAGUUUUUCUGAGGGAACACCUGAACUACUGGUACAGUCUGAAGGCCUACUACCUGGCCAAGACCAUGGCCGACGUCCCCUUUCAGGUGGUUUUUCCGGUGGUGUACUGCAGUAUCGUGUACUGGAUGACGGCGCAGCCUCCGGACGCCGCCCGCUUCUUCCUCUUCCUGUCGCUGGGUGUCCUCACAUCGCUGGUGGCUCAGUCUCUGGGACUUCUGAUCGGAGCUGCCUCCACCUCUCUGCAGGUGGCUACGUUCGUGGGUCCGGUCACUGCGAUCCCGGUGCUGCUGUUCUCGGGGUUCUUCGUCAGCUUCGACACCAUCCCCUGGUACCUGCAGUGGAUGUCCUACAUCUCUUAUGUCAGGUACGGCUUUGAAGGGGUCAUCCUGUCCAUCUAUGGUCUGGAUCGUGACGACCUUCACUGUGAUGACUUCGACACCUGUCACUUCCAGAAGUCCGAGGCCAUCCUGAAGGAGCUGGACAUGCUGGACGCCAAACUCUACCUGGACUUCAUCAUCCUCGCCAUCUUCUUCUUCUCCUUGAGGCUCAUCGCCUACUUCGUCCUGAGGUAUAAGAUCAGCGCUGAGAGGUAGACGGCGGCGAACGCCCGGAUCUGCUUUGAGCAGAGGUCGGAGGUCGGAGCCCUGUAGGUAUUUUAACAGUGGACAAAGGUCAAAGGUCAGGAGCUGGUCUCCUGCCCUGGAACUUGAAGGACCAGUUCAGUCCCAGUUCACAGACUGGAGGACACCGUAGGCUGGAGACAUCUAUGAUUCUGUAGUGCAUCAGGGUCAAAGGUCACAGGCUGUGUAUGUCAGACGGUUAUUAUUAAAUCCUGAAUAAAGAUGUGAUUUAUUUCAACCAAGACUCAGGUUGAAAUGGAAACAGA
Messenger RNA from Sphaeramia orbicularis (orbiculate cardinalfish), 2393 nucleotides. It is a transcript of the gene abcg1, whose product is annotated as ATP-binding cassette, sub-family G (WHITE), member 1. Gene Ontology annotation, biological process: cholesterol homeostasis; transmembrane transport; cholesterol efflux. Gene Ontology annotation, molecular function: ATP hydrolysis activity; ABC-type sterol transporter activity; ATP binding. The coding region runs from base 61 to 2100 and encodes 679 amino acids. The transcript has 15 exons. NCBI's taxonomy places the organism in Eukaryota, Metazoa, Chordata, Actinopteri, Kurtiformes, Apogonidae. Gene Ontology annotation, cellular component: plasma membrane. The record is from RefSeq and is a predicted model, not a curated record.